Messenger RNA from Fundulus heteroclitus (mummichog), 2392 nucleotides. Its product is annotated as signal-transducing adaptor protein 1. The transcript is spliced from 13 exons. Gene Ontology annotation, molecular function: signaling adaptor activity. The coding region runs from base 435 to 1649 and encodes 404 amino acids. The record is from RefSeq and is a predicted model, not a curated record. NCBI's taxonomy places the organism in Eukaryota, Metazoa, Chordata, Actinopteri, Cyprinodontiformes, Fundulidae.
UUCUUGUUACGGUGUAUCACGCACCAGUUUGCUUACAGUAAAGCCUGUCUUUCCUGUCCCUGCUAUUUUAAGGUUUAUAAAUUCCUUCAUGCUUUUUUUUAGUGGUUUCUGGGUUUGGCCCCCAGGUGCUUCCCAGCUGUGAGCCUUUCCAGCGAGCCUACGUCAGAACCAGUCUCACCUGUGGACGCGUUUACAACGUCCCGCCCCAUUUUUCGCACACUGGCCAAUCAGCAAUGAACGCACCUCUUGUCAAGCGUUUAUGCAGGCAGACCUGCUGCUGCUCUGCUGCACUAUGCACACAGCAGUAGAGCGGGCAGGUCAACACCAGCUGUGGGUUUAGUGUAAGGGUUUUGGAGAUCAAACUCAUCUGAUCUGCGGCUAGAUCAUUUAUUAUUCUUAUUAUUAUUACUGCUGCAAGAAUCUGCACCUUAGAGAUGGCAAAACCAACCGGGAGGAGGAAGAGUCAACUGCCAGACCUUUACUAUGAGGGUUACCUGGAGAAAAGGUCCUUCAAAGACAAGACUUCUCGCAAACUGUGGACCUGCUUGUGUGGGAACACGCUUUUUUUCUUCAACGAGAAGAGGGACAACGACUAUACAGAGAAGCUGGAUCUCACUGGACUGAUCUCGGUGACGGACGACAGCAGCCAAGACGCACAUCUGGAUGCGGCCAGAUUCAAUGUUCAGACGACGAGGGGGAACAUCAAGUUCACUGCCCCAAAUGCAGAAUCUCGGGAACUCUGGAAGGGAUUUAUGUACUCUGUGGCCAAGCUGCAAGUGCCCGUCUCCCUGAACCUGCUGCCAGGCCAAGUCCACAUCCUGAGAGAGACGGUCCAAAAAGAGAGGCAGCGACUGGAGAACCUAAACCCACCUCCAGAGCCGAGCCCUCCUACCGAUGUCGAUACGGGGAAAACAGAAAUGCCUGCUUGUUACUACGAGGUGCCCCGUCUGGAGGCCGAACUGCUGCUGGAGAGAGAAGCCCACAAAGGAAACCUGCUGCUGAGACCUGGGAGAGACGGACGCUCCUUCGCCAUGACCACCAGACAGGAUCUAGAUGGACCUGUUUUCAGACACUACCGCCUAGUUGCUAACGCAAACGGAGGCUUCUAUAUCGAUGUGGACAAACCCGUGCACUUUGACACGCUGCACGACGUGAUCGCCUACAUGGUGGAAAAGACCGAGAGAACCCUCACCCCCCUUAACAUCGAGGAACAGUACGACAAGAAUAUCUGUUUCAUUUUAUCUGAUCAUGAAAACGGAGAGAGGAGCCUGCACCCUCUGCUAGAGUCUGACCCUGCACCAGAGGAUCCCAUGCCAGGUACGGGAAAUGCGACACCUGCUGAGCCAGAAAAAGUCGCAGAGCGAAAUGCACCUGCCACUGAUAAGGAGGAGACAGAAGACGACGAGACGGAUCUUUGUUCCCCUGGUCCAACUCCACCGAUACCAGAACCGAGAACACUAGUGGUGCCUCCAUCUCCUGCUCCACGCAAGAAUAUCCCCGGCUCCGCCAAUUCAGCCGCCAAACCCUCAAUCCCCGCCAACCGCCCUGAGAAGUCCAGGAUAGUCUUAAGUCCAGAAAUGAAGAAGCAGAUUCACCCAGCAGCUUUAAUGGAGCUGAAACUGAAGCUGGGGCAGAAGCAGAAGAACUAGGACUGCCGUCUCCUGCAGCAACAAACCCAGAGCAGAACGGAGCCACGACCAAAUCCUCCGCUGCACGAGGCCGACAACCAGGAGUCCUUUCCCUCCUCCUCCUCCUCCUCCUCCUCCUCCUCCUCCUCAAUUAGCUGUCAGCAGCAAAGCCUCUCAGCAGAUUAACAUGGGAUUGAUUUGCUUCUCUUGGAGAUUUAUUAGCAAAUCAAUCGACUGUGAAGCUGGGUGGACAAAUUAGCUUCUCGUUUCUCUUGUCCAUUUUGCACAUUAGCCAUCGACUAAAUCGUCUCAGACUUCCAGUUGGUGUUUACUUCUCAUUCUUGGGACCACAUGUUGGAUUAUAUUUUAUUUCACCCACCUUUGCAUACAGUAUUAUAUUAGUGGGGGCUAAAAGCUGUGUGCCACACGAUGGUUUUCAGCCUCUGUUUACAGUGAAUGUGACAAACCUGAAAUUAGGGAUGAGAUUCACUUGUUUUAGGUUUUUUUUUUUUUUUCUUUCAAUGUAAAUGUAAAGUAGACCAAAAUGCUUGCUUUUCUCAUCAGCCCUGCUAUGACAAAGCAACUUCUAGUAUGUGCCAUGCGACAUUUAAAACAAUAUAUAUAUAUAUAUAUAUAUAUAGUGAAUUAAUCAGUUGUACAGUUCCUGUAAUCUAUUUCCAUGUACACAUUUUUGUUAUUGCUUCUCCGUUUUCUGAAUAAAAAAGGAUCUCCGAAGACCAAGUGUUCUCACUCCUUUAUUACCG